AAGAAAGUAGUUGCAGGAUCACAUUAGCACUGACGGCCAUGCUGUCUGCAUCGUUUCCCGUUGUCGUCUGCAGGAUCGCCAUCGCCGUGCUCAUAGUUUCUACCCUGUCAUCCUAUGCGGAGGCGAGGUACGACUGCUACGCCCCGUGCAAGGACUGCCCGAACUGCAGCAGCUGGUGCAAGGGGAAAGGGUACCCCAAGGGCGGGCGGUGCCACCCGAAGGACGGCGGCGGCGACAUCGUGUUCUGCUGCUGCGACAGGGCAGACGUUAGGAAGCUGCUAGUUUCAGCAGAUGCGAAUGCGAUUCUCUGAUGGACUGGCAAACAAAUAAACGGGGCUGGACGCAUUGAGAAUAAAAUCCACGGCAUGCUGCUCAGUUUAGCAACGCAUGGCGUACUGUUAACGAGCUGGCUUUUGUGGGUUUAUCACAUGACGAAACAGCAAACCACCAAGCGUGCCUGUCACCUUUCUUUA
Zea mays is the source of this 473-nucleotide messenger RNA. RefSeq lists its product as uncharacterized. Lineage: Eukaryota; Viridiplantae; Streptophyta; Magnoliopsida; Poales; Poaceae. The record is from RefSeq and is marked validated.